Messenger RNA from Pseudoliparis swirei, 5035 nucleotides. RefSeq lists its product as uncharacterized. NCBI's taxonomy places the organism in Eukaryota, Metazoa, Chordata, Actinopteri, Perciformes, Liparidae. The transcript is spliced from 2 exons. The record is from RefSeq and is a predicted model, not a curated record. Bases 137 to 505 code for a protein of 122 amino acids.
UAAACAUGUCUUCGAACAAAACCUCUUGGUGCCUGGCUGAUCCUUGGUGCUGGAGGGGGAAACCCACGGGUAACGGACACGAUCCUGCUACAGUGGAGCCCAACAUGGGCCCCCUGGAACCCAGCGCCUGGAAGGGAUGCGGCCAGAUCCGGAAGAGGAGCUGAUGAACAGCUUGGGGCAGAUGCUGGCCCGUAUAGAGGAGAUGCGGCGGGCAGAGGCGGAGGAGAACCGCCGGUUCCUCAAGGCCCUCCUGGACCCGCCGGCUCUGCAGCUGUACCCCGUUCACCAGGAGACGUCGAAGCUGCCGACCCCCGAGGCCCAGGACCCGUCGGAGCUGCCGAACCCCGAGCCCCAGGACCCGUCGGAGCUGCCGACCUCCGAGGCCCAGGACCCGUCGGAGCUGCAGACCUCCGAGGUCCAGGACCCGUCGGAGCUGCUGAACCCCGAGGUCCAGGACCCGUCGGAGCUGCCGACCCCAGUACCCGUCGGAGCUGCUGACCCCUGAGGUCCAGGACCCGUCGGAGCUGCCGACCGCCGAGCCCCAGGAUCCGUCGGAGCUGCCGACCGCCGAGCCCCAGGAUCUGUCGGAGCUGCCGACCUCCGAGCCCCAGGAUCCGUCGGAGCUGCCGAUCGCCGAGCCCCAGGACCCGUCGGAGCUGCCGACCUCCGAGCACCAGGACCCGUCGGAGCUGCCGAUCCCCGAGCCCCAGGACCCGGCGGCGCUGCCGACGACCCAUGUUCCCCGGGACCCGUCGGCGGCGCCUGUUACCCCUGCCCCGUCCCCAUCUCGGCUAGCUUCAGCUCCCCGUCCCCCCGUCCCAGUCAACCCCAGAGCCCCCACGUCCUGAGCCCGGUCCCACAGAGCCCCCUCCUCCCGAGCCCGGUCCCCCAGAGCUCCUCCUCCGCCCAAGCUCUCAUGGGGGGGGGGGGAGUAAAUCGGGUGGUGGGGAGUGUGGCAGCUGUCUCUGAUUUGGCCUCGGCUGCUGAUGAUUGGCAAUCAGUCAGCAGCCGAGGCCACUCUUAUAAAAGCUCCCACUUGAGAGUGGAGGGGGGAGUGAGCAGAGGCGCAGGUUUUGCGGUCUGCUUGUGCGUUAUUUGCUGACAAAUAAAUUAUGUCUUUCAACGAAACCUCGUGGUGCCUGGCUGGUCCUUAGUGCGGGUGGGGGAAACCCACGGGUAGUGGCAUGAGUCCUGCUACAGUCCCCAUUUACUUUCUGCUCGAUUCCUGCAUUGUUUUACAUCCGGCAGUCUUCCUCGAUUUGCAUCAACUGUCGAUUUGUGCUCGUGCUCCAUCGUGUUACCAGAGGUCAAAGGUCACAGAAGAUAACGUAAAGGCUUCAUUCAGAAUGGCAAUGCCCAUCUCGCACAUCUCUCACCCUUUCAGGAAACAGACGCUAAGAUCCCGCCACAUGGUGGCGCUUGUCUUUGGUCCGGAUCUGAAGGUCUUAUCACUGAAGUAGCAGAUAUUCUUCCAUUGGACACGUUUGCUGAUAUUUGCCGGGGAGAGACGAUAAGGAGAAACAUUGCGAAAAUUCUGAGGAAAUGUAAUGUGUUUACCUCCCAUUUUACAGCCACUACUUUGAACCACGAAAAAUAUAUCCAAUCAGUAUCCGGCGUGGACUCGCGCAUGCGUUGAAAAGACAAGUGUAGCCAGGGCGAUGGCUGGUAGGAUAGGACCUGCCUGGCCGUUAGUUCUGUCAGUAGCCGGAAUUUACUGUUCCUCUUAAUAUUCAUUUGCCUCUCGAUUGAUUUUAAAGCCAUGGACCAAAAAAAGCUAUGGUGCUGCAGCUGUUCAACUGAUCCACCACUAAGACGUCUGUACGCCCCUGAGCGGCGCUGGCGGUGGAACACACGCACACAUCGACAUCCAGAUUACCAUCGUAUUUUAUUAUCUUUCUUCCCAAGUAUAAAUCUCGGCUGUCAGACUUCAUCUAUGUAGAAAGUGUAUUUGAAAUUGAAUCGUUCUGUCGCAAGACCGCGUGUCAACAACACCGUGUUGCGACACGACCGCCGGUUGUUUGAAAGUUUACCUUUCUCACGGCCUGAAGCUGCAGAGAGCCAGCGGUGUGACAGCAAAGUGAACGCGGCGGGAAGAAUAGAUGAAUACAUGCCGGUCUGACCACUUCAAACCUGAGUGGGAGCUGCUUCUCUCUGGUGCGGCGCGGCCGAGCCCAGUCAGAUUUCAUAAUCUGUCUAUCAACAGAACCCAGAAACCCACAAGCAGCAGUUUGCACCAUUUGUUUCCCAGCUCAGAAUUCCCACUUAAAAUACAAAAGGGCCUUUUUUCUUUCUUUCGCAGGAACCAUUUCGACAUGUCGCAGCACAGGUGUAAAUAAUCUAAUGAAUAAUGGAUGCAUUCCAUUUAGCGGCUUCUGCAGGUUCCCGUUGUUGCUCAAUGCCGACUCGCUGUCAAGCUUUACUGGGGACCCUUGAGUUAUGUCAAGAGUAACAAUUAGCUUCUUCUUUUUUCUUUACGUCUAAAAUUUCACCUGUAAAGAAAAAAAGGGUAAUGUUCAAAACGUGCAUAGGUUGGCACUGCAGACGUUUAACAGGGUGGAUCUUGUAUAAGUGGCCUGCAUUGUCCUGUGGUAUCAAUGCACUAAAAGGGAGCAGACAGGACAUUCUGUCAUGUAUUUUUUUUGAGUGGCAAAGAAUUCUUUAAUAUUAAAUAAUAUUUCCGAAGGUUGGUGCAUAGAAAACACCAUGCAUAUAAUAUAAUUCACUUCUUUUAUGCUGGUGUGAUAUGAAGGUGUUGCGUGCUUGUGAAACACGAGUGUGUCAUCAGAGACAAUGAGCCAGUGCGGUGGACUCUCACUGGUUUUUACUUUUGUAUUAAGCUAUUCCCUCGAAGUCGCAAUAAAAUCGCUGUUUAUUGCCGACUUGCGUAACAGAGGAAGAGGCGGGGCCAGUUGCCCUCUGACUCGAGGAUGGGAGGUUGGCGGGUGAAUAUAAUCACCAUAUAAUCUAAACUAUUAUUCAUCAGACGUGGUUGGAUCUUUUUGUUGUUUCCGUUCAGUCUUUUUUUUCCAAUUAUGGAAAUCAUUCAAUACGAAUGAAAUGUGAAUACAGAAUGUCGACGUGUGCUUCAGAACAAUGCGUUUGCAUCAAGUCGUACAAUAUUGCCUUAAAUUAUGCCACUGAGGGCAUAGGGCAAAACUGGCCCUGAGAAAUAUCAUGUUGCCCCUGGAGAGGCAAAAGAUGCCACAGAAUUUAAAUAAUUUAAUAGCGUUUUGCUGUUUUUCUAGGUAGGUACAAACAAAUGAAAUCAAUACAUAGAAUUAUGAAUUAUAAAAAACAAAGAAACAAUAAUAGUUGUUGAACCACAAAGAAAUAAUAACAUUUAAUAUGUUUUCUGUUCGUUCUUUGUUCGAAGAAAUCUAACAAAACACUGAAUCCGUAGAUUACUGCCUAAUAAUCUCAUUACUGCCAUAUAGUCUUAUUAUUGACAUCUUUGUGACAGUUGCUAAUAUACUGUAAGCCUAAACAAGUAUAUUUAUUAUUUUUGAAGAAAGGUUCAAUGUUAUUUCACAAGUUUCAAAAAGUGCCCACCAUUUAUUUCUAAAUGCUCCUGGACUUCAGUCAGUGGAGGAAAAAACUGCCCCCUAAAGAACAUGUAAAUCCCCUCCCCUGUGCAUUGUAACCACGAGUGAGCACUCAGCUAGUCCUGGUGGCUAGUGGCACCUAGCAUGGUAGCCCCCUGCCACCAGGGGGUGAAUGGGUGAUGACGUGUAGAGUCCAGCGCUGUGAGUGGUCAGAAGGCGUUGUGCUAGCACAAAACUAUUAGCCAUGUAGGCAGCAGGCGUCAUGCCGGAUAACUCUUAAAUUAAGAUACAUGCUGUCAAGCUAUCAUGCCACGUUACAUGGUUGACCUGUUUUCUUUCUGCGAUGCCUGUGCAAGCCGCUGCUGCUGUUCUGUAUAACUCAACGGCUAGCGGUUGUUAGGUGUGGCCGAGAGGUCGAACAACAAGACCGUCACUUUCAGAAAUCUGUGAUUUUGACUUAGGGUGCCUUGGUGUUCCACUGAACCAAUCAGAAGGUCUCUAGAAAGACUUAGGGUGCCUCGGUGUUCCACUGAACCAAUCAAAAGGUCUCUACAAAGAAUUAGGGUGCCUCGGUGUUCCACUGAACCAAUCAGAAGGUCUCUAGAAAGACGUAGGAUGCCUCGGUGUUCCACUGAACCAAUCAGAAGGUCUCUAGAAAGACUUAGGGUGCCUCGGUGUUCCACUGAACCAAUCAAAAGGUCUCAACAAAGACUUAGGGUGCCUCGGUGUUCCACUGAACCAAUCAAAAGGUCUCUAGAAAGACUUAGGGUGCCUCGGUGUUCCACUGAACCAAUCAAAAGGUCUCUAGAAAGACGUAGGAUGCCUCGGUGUUCCACUGAACCAAUCAGAAGGUCUCUAGAAAGACUUAGGGUGCCUCGGUGUUCCACUGAACCAAUCAAAAGGUCUCUAGAAAGACGUAGGAUGCCUCGGUGUUCCACUGAACCAAUCAAAAGGUCUCUAGAAAGACGUAGGAUGCCUCGGUGUUCCACUGAACCAAUCAAAAGGUCUCUAGAAAGACGUAGGAUGCCUCGGUGUUCCACUGAACCAAUCAGAAGGUCUUUCAUUCCAGCGGCGGUUUGGUUUGGGCAUCUUCUGGUUUUGUUUCUGGUCUGUUGUGUCUUACGUCUGUAUGACUUGUUGCUGGACACGAGUCCCCCACUGGGGAUUAAUAAAGUUUCUCAUCUAAAGUAGCGUGUCCAUGCGAAUGUGUGUACGUCUCAGUCGGGCAGACUGCACAUUGUUCAAAGCCAAGAAGGCUUCGUCAACUCGCGUUGCAUUAAAGGUCACGGUUUCAUACAGCCGUGACGGGCUGGUGAUUGACAGCGACGUUGAUGUUGUUGUGAGCCAAGGAAUCCCACGGUGUACCCGACAGCCACGCAAUGGUCACAAUGAGUUGAUUGUCAUCUAGAGAAGCCACAGUCCCAGCAUGUGUUGUUUUUUAUUGUCGAGAGGAUGUGACUAAUUGUCCAAGUGUCCUGUGUUGUGUUUUUUGA